Pleuronectes platessa (European plaice) is the source of this 2078-nucleotide messenger RNA. It is a transcript of the gene casq1a, whose product is annotated as calsequestrin 1a. Gene Ontology annotation, molecular function: calcium ion binding. The transcript is spliced from 11 exons. Lineage: Eukaryota; Metazoa; Chordata; Actinopteri; Pleuronectiformes; Pleuronectidae. Gene Ontology annotation, cellular component: sarcoplasmic reticulum lumen. The record is from RefSeq and is a predicted model, not a curated record. Gene Ontology annotation, biological process: regulation of skeletal muscle contraction by regulation of release of sequestered calcium ion. The coding region runs from base 87 to 1469 and encodes 460 amino acids.
UCGGAAGGGUUCUCCAGACUUUCACCAAACUAUUUUGUUUUUCGGGGGUGUUUUUCGUUUUGUCUUGACUAUCUCAGAGAGGAGCCAUGAAGUGGACCUGGGUGCUGGUGGCAGUUUUGCUGUCCGUAGGGCGGCUAUCACUGGGCAAGGAGGGCUUGGACUUCCCAGAGUAUGAUGGCAAGGACCGCGUCCACGACCUCAACACCAAGAACUAUAAGUCUGUGAUGAAGAAGUACGAUGUCAUGGUGGUGUACUACCAUGACCAUCCCGGAUCCAGCCGCGUCGCCCAGAGACAGUUUGAGAUUGAGGAGAUGGCCCUUGAGCUUGCAGCCCAGGUCCUGGAUGAGUUCGAUGAUGAGGAUAUCGGAUUCGGUCUCCUUGAUGCAAAGCUCGACAAAGUUGUUGCAAAGAAAUUAGGUCUUGAUGAGUCCGACAGCAUCUUCAUCUUCACAGAUGAUGAGGUCGUAGAAUAUGAUGGCGAGCUUGCUGCUGACACUCUUGUGGAGUUCAUCUAUGAUGUUCUAGAGGACCCUGUGGAAAUUAUUGAUAAUAGUAGGGAACUGAAAGGCUUCAAAAACAUUGACGAGGACAUCAAAUUGAUUGGCUACUUUAAGAGUCACAAGUCAGAACAUUUUGAGGCUUUCGCCGACGCUGCAGAAGAGUUCCACCCUCACAUCAGCUUCUUUGCCACAUUCAAUGCCAAGGUUGCCAAGGCUCUGGACCUGAAGCUCAAUGAGGUCGACUUCUAUGAACCCUUCAUGGAUGAUCCAGUGGUCAUCCCUGGAAAGCCUUACACUGAGGAUGAGCUGGUGAAAUUCAUUGAGGACAAUGACAGACCAACCCUGAGGAAGAUGCACCCACACAACAUGUAUGAGAUCUGGGAUGACGAUAUGGAUGGUGAACAUAUCAUUGCUUUUGCAGAGGAAUCUGACCCAGACGGUUUUGAGUUCCUGGAGAUCCUGAAGCAAGUUGCAGAGGACAACACAGACAACCCCGACCUCAGCAUUGUCUGGAUUGACCCUGAUGACUUCCCACUGCUUCUGCCACACUGGGAAAAGAUUUUUGGAAUUGACCUGUCAUCUCCACAGAUUGGUGUUGUUGAUACUGGUGAUGCUGACAGUGUGUGGAUGGACAUGGAUGAUGGAGAAGACUUGCCAUCCGUGGACGAGCUGGAAGACUGGAUUGAGGAUGCUCUGUCAGGUGUAGUCGAUCCUGAUCAUGAUGAUGAAGAUGAUGAUGACGAUGAUGAUGACGAUGAUGAUGAUGAUGAUGACGAUGAUGAUGAUGAUGAUGAUGACGAUGAUGAUGAUGACGAUGAUGAUGACGAUGAUGAUGACGACGACGACGAUGAUGAUGACGAUGAUGAUGAUGAUGAUGACGAUGAUGAUGAUGAUGAUGAUGAUGAUGAUGACGAUGACGACGAUGAUGAUGAUGAUGAUGAUGACGAUGAUGAUGAUGAUGAUUAUUAAAUCAUUAAAUCAUAACGUUGUCUUUAAGUCUGACCAAUGCAGUUUCAAGACUCAACAUCAUCAACUCUGUCAGUAUCAUCUUUUGUAACUAGUUCUUUUGUUGAACUCAUCCGUUCAUUUUGAUAUCUCAUUAUUUCAUCAUCCUUGCUCUGCAUCUCACAGAACCAUGUUCUACCACUCGUUUAUCCCUCUCCCCGACAUAUUCUGUAAUCCUCCAUGCAACAAAGUAACCUAUCCCAUCCCAGAGUACCUUUAUUCCCAGAUGUAACACUGUCUGGUACAAUAAAAGAAGAAAUUCUUUCAAAAACUUGCCACCUAGCGCUAUUGAUUUUUAUAUUAUUAAAGUUUCUAUUUUACGAAGUACUGGAGGGGUUGCAAUGUUGUAUACAUUAUGUCUAAGUCCAUCUGUGAAGUCUGUCUGUUUUAUUUAUGUCCACAUAUAUUUUUUUUUUGCCCCAGUAUCGAAACAGGUGCAGUCAGAUCCAAGGGUGCUAGCAGGCUUUUCUGACGGGUCCUAAGUAUCACCAGCUUACUCUGUGAACUCAAUGUACUGUUAUACACUGAAAGUGCUGUACAUCAUAUGGAUGUUUUCUACAAUGAUGAAAUAUG